Molecule: messenger RNA, 1428 nt
Organism: Penicillium bovifimosum
Lineage: Eukaryota; Fungi; Ascomycota; Eurotiomycetes; Eurotiales; Aspergillaceae
Product: damage-control phosphatase ARMT1 family protein
Exons: 6
Coding region: 1-1428 (475 amino acids)
Biological process (GO): DNA damage response
Cellular component (GO): cytoplasm; nucleus
Molecular function (GO): phosphatase activity
Source: RefSeq, a predicted model, not a curated record
AUGGAGUUCGAUCCCAAGACCCCUCAAUAUCUCACAUCCGAUAAGUCGAGCUUCGCCUCGGUCUCGGCCAACGAGCGCUGGCCUGUCAUCCUCACUGGCGCCAUAGAUGAUCUACACCGCACUGUUGUCGGUGUCGAUAACGAUGAGAAGGCCAAUGAGGGCAAGAGCAUUAUUGCCAACUUGGCCAAGUUGAAGUAUGAGCUCCAGCACGACCGACAAUUAACUCCCUUGGAUGACGACGGACACCCAGAUAUCGCCUCGUAUAACAAGGAGCUGGAGGAGCGUGGAAACCCGCACUGGCACGAUGUGCCCUGGCUUUACGCAGAAUGUUACCUCUACCGUCGCAUGGAAACCCUCUUCGCGCUUUCCAAGCACUGGAAGGGCUACGACGUGUUCGCCCGCCAGAAGAUGGAUACAUUCAAAUCUUCUCGUCCCGCUGUGCUAGAGCUAGCUGCAAGAUACCGUGAACUGGCUCUUGAGGCCGAGUCGGGCAAAGGAAGGGACGGCAAGUCAACAGAGGAGAUUGAGCAGGCAGAGAAGCUUCUCUUCUCAGAAAUGUGCGAGAUCUGCUUGUGGGGCAAUGCCACUGACCUUUCACUUCUGACGUCUCUCACAUACGAGGAUAUCCAAAAGCUGCAGGGAUCUGAGGCGCGCAAAGCGUCACAGAAGAAUAUCCUCGUCAACGACCUCGACGCCGCGUUCGAGGCAAUGCAGAAGGCGCGCAAGGAGAAGAAGGACGGCGAGCGCCGCGUAGACAUUGUUCUAGACAAUUCUGGGUUCGAGUUAUUUGUCGAUCUCAUCCUCGGUGGUUACUUGCUGUCCUCCGGAUUGGCGACCAGCGUCGUGCUCCACCCCAAGCGUCUGCCUUGGUUUGUGUCAGACGUUACACCGAAGGACUUCUCCGACCUGCUCAAUUGCAUGGUCGAUCCGCAGGCAUUCUAUACAGCGGCCGAUGAUACCGGCAAGACAUUCCCUCCUCUUUCCGAGAAGGAGGUUUCCGACGUGCAAUUCCUCUUCGAGCAGUGGAGCCAGUUCCACCAGGAUGGUAAGCUGAUUCUGCGCCCGCACGCAUUCUGGACUACCCAAGGCGGCUACUGGCGGAUGCCACACGUUGCGCCGGAGCUGUUUGAGGAUCUGAAGGAGAGCGAGCUUGUAUUGUUCAAGGGUGACUUGAACUACCGGAAGUUGGUCAACGAUGCCGAGUGGGAUCCCACCACUCCUUUCACCGAAGCCAUUGGCCCCCUCGGCCCGAAGUCCGGUAUUCGUGUUCUAGCCUUCCGUACUUGCAAGGCUGAUACCGUCGUCGGUCUCCCGGCUGGCGAGGAUGAGAAACUUCGUGCACUGCCUGGAGGUGGUGGCUCUGAGUCUCGCAAGUGGGCCUGGAGUGGAAAGUGGGCUGUUGUAUCACUUUCUGACGGCAAGGCCUGA